Corticium candelabrum is the source of this 878-nucleotide messenger RNA. RefSeq lists its product as uncharacterized. The record is from RefSeq and is a predicted model, not a curated record. NCBI's taxonomy places the organism in Eukaryota, Metazoa, Porifera, Homoscleromorpha, Homosclerophorida, Plakinidae. The transcript has 3 exons. Gene Ontology annotation, biological process: base-excision repair. Gene Ontology annotation, molecular function: DNA binding; alkylbase DNA N-glycosylase activity. Bases 31 to 810 code for a protein of 259 amino acids.
GUGUGGUCGAAUUACGACGUCGACGCGGCUAUGAGACGCGAACGUAAGCGGCAACGAGAUUUCGAAACCGUUGGAAGCUCGACUGGAUGGAGUGAGUUAGAAAGAGAAGGAAAAUGUCGCACAGUGUCGACAUCCGUUUUGAUUCGGUGUGACUUCUACGCCACGCCUUGCGAGCAACUAGCGAGAAAUCUACUCGGAAAGAAGCUGGUAAGACGACUGGAAGGCGGACAGCGAUUGGCUGGGAAAAUCGUAGAAGUGGAAGCAUAUCUUGGUGGGGACGACAAAGGAUCUCACUCAUAUCAAGGAAAAUGUACUGAACGGAAUAAAUCGAUGUUUAUGUCUCCUGGCACUGCAUAUGUUUACAAGAUAUAUGGCAUUCAUCACUGCCUUAAUAUAUCUAGCAAAGGGGAUGGUGCAGCUGUGCUUAUUCGUGCUGUUGAACCGUUAGAAGGACUGGAAAUCAUGAGGCAACAGAGAGGCUUGAAACGGAAAGAUGGAGGUGCAGGAAUCAAAGAUUGGCAAUUAUGUACUGGGCCAGCAAACCUGUGCCAGGCGAUGAACAUUAGCAAGGAUAUGAUUGACGGAACAACUUUGACAAACAGCGCAAACUCAUCUGGGCUCUGGUUAGAGACGAGUGACAUGAAUGUCAUUGCAGAUGACUGGAUUGUAUCGACUUCGAGAAUAGGUAUAGACUAUGCAGGACCAGAAUGGGCUUCUAAACCAUUACGAUUUUACUUGAUGAUGUCAAGGAGUGUCAGUGUAAGAGAUAAAGCAGUAGAGGCAGCUGUUACUAGACAAGUCAGAUGUUAAUAAUAGAGAUAACAUUUUGUGUUCAAAUAGACUAUCAUGAAGAUCAAAUUAAAAUAGGGUUAAAACUG